UUCCGGUAGAAUUUAUGCUGACAUUUGAUUUUUUUUUGUUUCCAUUGUUUUAAAUAUGCGUUCAUUGUAUUGUAUUUGAUCUUCUGAAUCAUGUGUGUGUGUGUGUGGAUAUAAAAACUCGAAACAUCAAACUUUUUUCUGGUCAGAAUUUAUUUUUCAGUUUAAAAUCGAAAAAUACAUCGUAUUUCAAAAUUUUUCCAAUGAAAAUGAUAAAAACAACCAUGUUUAUCAAUUUGAUCGUCGUUUUGCAGGCAAUUUGUUUUGUACUGACACAAUCAUCGAUUAUUCCAUUGAAUGAUGAUCCAAACAGCAGCAGAGGCGGCGGAGUCGGCAACAACAACAACAAUAUUGUAACGAUGGAUAUGAAUCAAUCACGGCCAAAAAAAUCAAGUUUUUCCAGUAUCGGUUGUUUGGGUACAUAUGAUCGUGCAAAAUUUGCACGUUUAGAUCGUGUUUGUGAUGAAUGUUAUCAAUUGUAUCGUGAUCAAGAAUUACAUCGAUCAUGUAGAGAAUUUUGUUUCAAAAAUGAAGUAUUUCCUGCCUGUGUCGAUGCAUUGAUGUUGUCACACGAGGAAAAAGAAUUGAGCGAUAUUGUCAAUGAAAUGUUGGGCUAACUAAUCAAUCAUCUGAUUUCAAUUAUGGCUAAAAAACGAAUAAAUGAAGUCAAUUUCAAAACAAAAUUUAAAAGAAAAUAAAUUUUUAUUUAAUUUCUGCAUAAAA
Molecule: messenger RNA, 720 nt
Organism: Dermatophagoides farinae (American house dust mite)
Lineage: Eukaryota; Metazoa; Arthropoda; Arachnida; Sarcoptiformes; Pyroglyphidae
Source: RefSeq, a predicted model, not a curated record